GCACCGUCUCUUUGUUCCAGCCCCAGUCUCUCCCUCUCUCUCCACCUCCUCCUCCUCCUCCUCCAGCAGCAGCAGCAGCUCUCUCUUCUCUACACUCUUCCCAUCUCGCUGCUUCACUGGCCUGGAUGACUGCAGGAGCAGCGACAUGGCUGUGAAUCUCAGCAAGAACAGACUGGCCCUGCUCACGGCUUACCAGGAUGUUAUCGACGAGUCCACGGCCACUGACUGGGCUGUGUACACAUAUGAAGAAGACAGCAGCAAUGAUCUGACGCUGGCAUCAUCAGGAGAUGGUGGACUGGCAGAAAUCACGGUCACCUUUGACAACAGCCGCAUCAUGUAUGGCUUCUGCAGCCUGAAGGAACCCGCUGCCACCCUGCCUCGCUACAUCCUCAUCAACUGGGUAGGGGAGGAUGUGCCGGAUGCGAGGAAGUGUGCCUGUGCCAGCCAUGUAGCCACCAUUGCCGAGUUUUUCCAGGUGAGUCUCCCCAAGGGGGUUGACGUCAUCAUCAACGCCAGCAGCAUGGACGACAUAGACCCCUCAGCCAUCGGACAGAGACUGACCAAUGGGACGGUCCCGGUGGCCAGCCCGGUCCUGAGCCGCCUGCGAAUGAGGGACGAGGAGAACUCAGAGCAUGUUGGCACCACCUACCAGAAGACGAACGCAGAGUUCGAGAUGAAGAAGAUCAAUCGUGAAGAGUUCUGGGAACAGGCCAAGCGAGAAGAAGAGAUAAGAAAGGAGGAAGAAAGAAAAAAGGCAGUGGAGGAGCGACAGCGUUUCGAAGAGGAGCGGAUGGAACUGGAGAGGAAGGAGCAGGAGGAAAGAGAGAAGAGAUAUCGUGAAAGAGAGAGGCAGAUUGAGGAACACAGGAAGAAAAUGCAGGAGGAAGAGGAGGCCAAAGAGAAGACAAGGAAUCAGCCCUUGAUUACAGAACCCAGCUGUGAGGAUCCCUCUCUGGAGAAAAAGGAGACAGAAGUUGAGGAGGCAGCUGCCAUCAUCGCCCAGCGGACGAGCAACCCGCGGGAGUACUUUAAGCAAAGAGAAAAGGCUGUGGCCACCAGCGUGGACACCUCACCCGUCGCCACUCACAGGACUGGCCGUUUGGACAGUCCGUUCUUGAGGCAGCAGCACAGUCCGUGUGAGCCCAGUCCGCCCCCCCCUCGAACCCCGCCCCAUGUGCGGCGGCAGCAGCCAGGGCCACCUGAUGACUUUGAUGAAGGCGUUCCAGAGCGCAACAUGGCUGCUGUGUCCCCCACGCCUAUUCCCAAAAUCGCCAUUCAGGAAGAAAAAGAGGAUAGCAGCUGUAAAGAGUGGGCCCCGGAAUCCCCCCAGCGUUCCCCAGUGCAGGAGUCUGGCCCCACCAAACCGGUUCAGAGUGUGGCCCCUCAGACCCGCUCCACAGACCCCUCAGAGGACAGUCUGCUGGACCUGUGGGAGAGCAGCCCGGCGCCUGCUGUCGCCCCGUCCCAGGCCACUCACAUCAUGGACCUGAUGGGUGACGUCCCGGAGCCUGCGGAAGCCGCCUCCUCCCCCAAUCUGCCCCAGCCUCUGCUCAGCUUCGACGAGACGCCAGACACCACCUUCUGCCCCGGGCCUGAGGAUGACCCCUCCAGCCUGGUGGACGUGGCCGGACCCCACCAGAUGACCCUAAGCUACCAGCAGGCCCUGCAGCAUGCCUCAGGCACUGACAGCCAGGAGCUGGAUGAUAGCCAACUUCUGAUGACUAACGGAGACACGCUGCUCAAAGAAGGGACUCAGGCGAGUGAAGGCUACUUCAGCCAGUCUCAGGAGGAGGAUUUUGCUCAGUCUGACGAGUGCUCAGCAAAAGUCAACCCCACGCCAGUAUUUUAUAACAAACCACCAGAAAUUGACAUCACAUGCUGGGACACUGACCCCGUGAUGGACGAUGACGAUUAAGAGCGGUAGAGGGGAGUGCCCUGCAUCUUCAAGGAAGAGGAAGAAGAAAAAAAAAAAAACACUUUUACAAGUUACAGGUUAUUAUUACAAGUCUUGCAUCAGAAAAUCUGUAUGUUGUUUUAGGAAAACAAACAAACAAACAAAAAAUCUUAGCCACUUAAAAAAGGAUGGGUUAUUGUUAAAGAUGCCAACGGGUUUAAGUGCUCGUGGUUAGUUAGCAUGAGCGUGCAGGGGCUGUAUGUGUGUUUCUUAUUUAUUUCUUUUCUCUUUUUUGCUAUGCAGACUAUAGCACAGUGUGUAUUUAGUGCUCACCUGUGUUGUAUUGACUCCCUGUGCCUAACAGGUGUGACCAAGUAGCAGUUAGAGCAUCCUGUUUUUUUUUUGUUUUUUUUUUUAGUCACAUGUCUGAAUGUCAAAAGGACAUGAACCCUCGAUGGUGCAUAGCUCUAGGCCAAGGUAGUGCAGUACUUCACCUAUUAGUUGCUCAGGCGAGUAACGGGAGCCUUGCCUGUUUCUGUUUCAAUCAGAUGGUUUUUUUUUGUGGAAUUUCUGCCUAGAGCUGCCUUGGUUUGACAACUUCUUUGGUCUCUGACUGUUCAAACAUAGAAUCAGAAUGAGCAGACAGGAGCAAACACACACACACACCAACCACAGACUGGUUGAAACUGUUGUAUUAGAGCGUCUACCCAUUCUAAUUCUGUUUAUCUCAGUCUUACACUAUAUAGGUAGAGAGUGUCAGGAUUAGCGAGACCUGGGUUAGAGUUUGGUCGGUGCCAGUAUACUCAAAUUAAGUGAUUAUUUUUAGAGAAGUAAACAUAAAAGAAGGGGCAAUCUGAGACUAUUUUUGUGUUGUGCCAAUCGUUUUUGGAUAUCUUGAUGUUUUUCACACUAUUGUGUUGAUAUAGAAGAUCUUAAGGACUUAGAAUCAGGUGGCAUAUGUAUAUUUUGACUACAUAUGAAACAAUGUAUACAACAUGGUAUUAUGAAUUUUUGGGGGUUUUGUUGCGAUAGCAUUAGCAUUAAUUCGCCAAGUAACUUAGGCAAUAACUAUUUUAGAAGACACAGUUGGGGAAUUUGUUUUAUGCACAUUUGUUUAUAUUCAUAUGUGAAUAGAUUAUGUGUGUGUGUAUGUGUGUAUACAUCUUGUGCUAAGGUUUUAUAGGAGAGUAAAUUUACUGUAAUGGGUAUUUUUGGUUUUGUAUUUACUUUCAUGUUUUUAGCUCCCUAAUCCAAAGAGAGGUCAUUCCCUUGAUUUACUUUAUUUAACCCUCACUUCAUGCAUUAGAAAAGGGAGGUGCUAAAUGGAUAGAUGGUAACUGGCAGUGGAUACUAACUGUAAAGGAAGACGCAUCAUUUUUCAACCUAAAACCAUUGUUCUGUACUGUAUUUUAUGGUCCAUUACAGUUUAUGUGCUAAGUUAGAAGAUCCUACUUGUAAAGAACAUCAUUUUAAGGCCUUUGUUUUUAGAGCAAGAUGGUGGACGCUACACCAGCUAAUUUCCAAGUGCGAACUCAGUCAGGAACUCAUGAAUGCAGCAUUAUUUUACUUCUAAACUUCCAACAUGAGGCAAAAUCUGCCUGCAAAACAAGAAUGUGAAUCUGGAUGCAGCAACAAUAACCAAUGCGUCCCUGUCUGUAAUUAUUUUAGAAUAUAAAGGAGAAAAACACAACCUGAUUCAGACAGAAAUUACAGCGAAGCUAUUGGUACCCCUGCUAAACAACUUUCAGAAUUCAGUAAAUGUAGCAUUUUAAGUAAAUUCAGAAGAUUAGGUUGAAAAAUGAUGUGAAAUUCCUUCAUUCCAAACCAUAAACUGACAGAGAUUAACUCAAACUCAAGUAAUCUUGCUAACAUUACACAUUAUAUAACACAUUACACAUUUCCAUUUAUUUAAACCACGUGUUCCUUAUGUUAAUAUCCUACUAAUUUCCUUCCAUUGCUUUGACUGUAGUCAGUCUUCUGUAUUGUUGUAUUUUUUAACCGUUGUUGCACACGUCAAUACAGAGAUCCUAGGUCUCGUUUUUAUGUUUAGGAAGUUUUUUUUUCUUUGUCAUAAAAGUUCUGGGUGAAAUAACGAGCAAUAAUACUAAACCAAUGUAGUAUUGUUUUGUUUUUUUUUGUAAAUAGCUCUAAUUCUAAUUUCCGUACUGUCACUGCAGUACUGUGAUUCCGUAAAUCGCCUGUAACACAAAUACUGGCAUUGGACUGGACGAGGGGGUGUUUUACACGAAAGUGGACUUUUGAGGGGAGCCGACCCGCAUCUUUAACAGUAACCGAGGCCCUUUUGACAUGAUUUUAAUGUACUCUUCACCCUCCAACCUCCUUAGUAGUGAUUCUUAUUCUCUUUCUCCCUCUCACACUACUAGGAGACUAGCCUACUAUUACCACUACUAUUGCUACUAUUACUACUGCUAUACUACUACAAUUCCCCCCUUUUGUCCCUGAAGCAAGGCUUAGCAACUCCUGAAGUAUCUCUCUCUCUCUUUUUUUAUUAUUUUUGUUCUCUUCCCUUUUUCCGUCCGCUUCUCACUUGCUGUUUUUGAAUCAAGCACAAGAUCUUUUGUGACAUGCUGUGCUUCUGUAUGUUAAUAAAAGAUUUCAAAAACCCUCCAA
This is a messenger RNA of Astyanax mexicanus (Mexican tetra), 4525 nucleotides long. It is a transcript of the gene dbn1, whose product is annotated as drebrin 1. Bases 146 to 1915 code for a protein of 589 amino acids. Gene Ontology annotation, cellular component: dendrite; lamellipodium; site of polarized growth. Gene Ontology annotation, biological process: positive regulation of axon extension; positive regulation of dendritic spine morphogenesis; regulation of actin filament polymerization. The record is from RefSeq and is a predicted model, not a curated record. Gene Ontology annotation, molecular function: actin filament binding. The transcript is spliced from 15 exons. NCBI's taxonomy places the organism in Eukaryota, Metazoa, Chordata, Actinopteri, Characiformes, Acestrorhamphidae.